CAUCAAAAUAAAAGUUUCCCAACUUUUGUUUGUUUUUGGAGUUAUAACCUCAAACGUCAGUGGUAUAAGUCAUGUGUAAAUAGAAGCAAGAAAAUCAGUGAAACCCUCCUGGAAAAUGGUUUUACCACUGAAAAAUUCCUUCAGCGCGCGCACAAAUGGUCACUACAACUAUCGCAACUUCUUCAUUUUAUUCCUAUUCAUCAUAAUCUUCUAUAUUGUCAUUGUAAUUGUCUACAAUGUGAAGUCUGAUGUGAAUAGAACUUAUGAGAAGGUGCAACUCAAAGGAUUGUAUUCCCUGCCUCAGUAUACGAUCAAGGAUGACACACUGCCUUCAAGACCCGUGAAUAGAAAGUGCACAUAUUGGGAUUGCUUUAAUUUGUACAGAUGUGGCCAUACAGGACAUGACAGGAUAACAGUUUACAUUUAUCCACUAAAAAACUAUAUAUCCAGUGAUGGGGCACAAACAACAAAAGUGAUUUCACAGGAAUAUUACAAGAUUCUACAGGCAUUACUGGAGUCAAAGUAUUAUACUUCUAAUCCAAAUGAGGCUUGCUUGUUUGUUCCAUCAAUUGAUACACUUAAUCAGGAGAAUAUUGACUUGAACUUUACCAAUAAAGUUUUACAAAACUUACCAUUUUGGUAUCAUGGUGAGAACCAUUUAAUUUUUAAUAUGAUCUCUGGUUCUGCGCCCAAUUUUGAAUCUCUGCUUGAGUUGAAUAUGGGAAAUGCGUUGGUUGCCGGCGCAGAUUUUGAUUCAUUUACAAUCCGGACUGGAUUCGAUAUUCCAAUCCCUGUCUACAGUCCAGUUAGCCAUCUUGUUGAUGAUAACAAUUCGGAUAAAUCACAUAUUAAUCGCCGUCACAAGUUAACUUCAUCACAAUUAAAUAUUGAUGCUCUCUACUUCCAAGGCCUGGAACAGCUUCAGAAUACUCAUCAAGAUUUGCUACUGCUUGACGCCUGUUUCAAUCAUAAUUAUACGAAACGUUGCGAUGUAAACACUCAGCAUGUAUAUGAUUAUCCACAGGUUUUACAGGAGAGUGUUUACUGCACUCUCUUUCGCGGUGAAAGGAACGGACAGUUUGCAUUGCUGGAAAUCAUGGCGGCCGGAUGUAUUCCGGUGGUCAUUAUGGACAGUCCAGUUUUGCCGUUUAGUAAUGUUAUUGACUGGAAGAGAGCGGCUGUUUUCAUACCAGAGGAUUAUAUUUAUUCAACAAUGGAUACGCUAUCAAAAAUUUCGGCUGAAAAAGUAAAACAUAUGCGAAAACAAGUUAAAUUCUUAUAUAAGAAGUAUUUUGCUUCAAUUGAGUUGAUUGUUGGGACUACUUUAGAUGUUAUUCAAGAUAGAGUGUUCCCACAGUGGGGCAGGACGUAUGAUGAUUGGAAUUUACGUCCUGAAGAAUGUAUGAAAAAUCCGCUAUUUCUACCAAUAACAGCACCGAAAUCACAAGGAUUUACUGCGGUCAUCCUCACAUAUGACAGAGUUGAAAGUUUGUUCUUGUUAAUUGAAAAACUAUCAAAAGUGCCCAGUUUAACUAAAGUUGUAGUCGUUUGGAAUCAUCAGAGAAAGGCACCACCUUCGUUAUCGAGAUUCCCACAAAUUUCUCAACCAAUAAAUCUCAUUAAAACCAAAGCUAAUAAAUUAUCAAACCGGUUCAUCCCGUACGAAGAGAUCGAAACAGAAGCGAUUCUUUCAAUUGAUGACGAUAUUGUCAUGCUAACAUCUGAUGAGUUAGAAUUUGGUUUUGAAGUCUGGCGGGAAUUUCCUGAUAGAAUUGUCGGAUUUCCAUCAAGAACGCACGUCUGGGAUAAUGGCACUGGCACGUGGAAGUACGAAUCGGAAUGGACCAACGAAAUUUCAAUGGUGUUAACUGGUGCGGCUUUUUAUCACAAGUACUGGAAUUAUUUGUACACGACUUCUAUGCCGAGUGAAGUCAAAGAUUGGGUUGAUGAGCACAUGAAUUGUGAAGACAUUGCGAUGAAUUUCUUAAUUGCAAAUGUUACUAAUAAACCACCAAUAAAGGUUGCUCCAAGGAAGAAAUUUAAAUGUCCCGAAUGUACGAACAACGAAAUGUUAUCUGCUGACAUGGGGCACAUGGUGGAGCGUUCGCAAUGCGUCGACAGAUUUGCGAAAGCUUUCGGUAGGAUGCCAUUGAAGACUGUUGAGUUUCGGGCUGAUCCUGUGCUGUACAAGGAUCCGUUCCCGGAGAAGUUGAAACGCUUUAAUAAUAUUGGUAGCUUGUAAAUUUUGUUGACUUCUAAUGUGAUAAUUAGCAUUUAGUACACGACUACGUACAUAAUUGUAUUCAUAUCAUUAUAUUUGUGUAUACUUUUGUUAUAAUCAACUUGUAAUCAAAUAUCUAAUGGACUUAUUAGUUGUGUAGACUUUCAACUUUGAACUGUUUUGAUACCAAAUGUAUAAGUGUAUAAUAUGUUAUAAUAAAAUGACUAAGAACUUAA
Dalotia coriaria is the source of this 2457-nucleotide messenger RNA. RefSeq names its product exostosin glycosyltransferase sotv (gene sotv). The record is from RefSeq and is a predicted model, not a curated record. The transcript is spliced from 5 exons. NCBI's taxonomy places the organism in Eukaryota, Metazoa, Arthropoda, Insecta, Coleoptera, Staphylinidae. Gene Ontology annotation, molecular function: glycosyltransferase activity. Bases 116 to 2242 code for a protein of 708 amino acids. Gene Ontology annotation, cellular component: membrane.